Molecule: messenger RNA, 654 nt
Organism: Chironomus riparius
Lineage: Eukaryota; Metazoa; Arthropoda; Insecta; Diptera; Chironomidae
Source: the annotation of a GenBank genome assembly
CUAAAACGACAAGAGUAGAAUCUCAAAAAAAUAUCAAAAUGAAAAGUAUCAUUUUCGUGUUCGCCCUCAUUGCUGCUGUCUCAUGUGAUGUCUCACAUGUUGUACAAGGUGAUGGAUGGUUCAAAGACGAAUCAGGAUAUCAUUAUACAGAACCAGCAGUAAAAUUAGAUGAAGUUGUUGUUGAGGAAGCAGUUAUUCCUGCAGAAGAACCAGUCAUCGUUGAAGAAGUUGUAAUUGCUGACGCCCCAGUUGAAAUCGCAGAACCAGAAUCAGUCGUUGCUGAUGAAGUCGUUGAAGUUGUAGCUCCAGAGGAAGCACCCGUUGUUGCUGAUGCCGUCGCUAAAGUCACCAAUGAAUACUUGCCUCCAUCAAAUGACUAUCUUCCACCACAAUCUGCUGAUGCCAAAAAGAAGAGACAAAUUCCAGUCCGUAGAGUUUACCGUCGUUUUGUCAAGAAACACUAAAUUUCCAAUAUUGGAUAAAGUUUUUAUGAUGAAAAUCAAAUUAUGCUCUUGAUUGUAAAAAGUUAUUCAAAAUAAUUAUGAGAAGAAAUUGAACUUUUUUGAAUCAAAAAUGGCAAUUCUUCUUGAAAAAAAAAUAUAAAAAUGUGAUUUAAAAUUAUUAAUAAAUUUUGCAAACUCACAAAAAGUGAAA